Penicillium cataractarum is the source of this 1296-nucleotide messenger RNA. RefSeq lists its product as uncharacterized. The transcript is spliced from 6 exons. Gene Ontology annotation, biological process: transmembrane transport. NCBI's taxonomy places the organism in Eukaryota, Fungi, Ascomycota, Eurotiomycetes, Eurotiales, Aspergillaceae. Gene Ontology annotation, molecular function: transmembrane transporter activity. Bases 1 to 1296 code for a protein of 431 amino acids. The record is from RefSeq and is a predicted model, not a curated record.
AUGAGUAAGCCUUCAACGCAGACCCUCGGGUCGGUCCAGCUCCGUCACGAGGAGACCAACGAGGUUAUUCUUGUUCCAACACCUUCUAGAGACCCGAAUGACCCUUUGAACUGGUCGACCGCGCAAAAGUACUAUCUUCUAGGUCUUGUGUCCGUUGGCAUGUUCCUCGUGAAUUUCGUGGCCGUGGGACCAUCGGUGGCACUUGCAUCUAUUGCUAUCUCUUUUUUUGGAGCUGGUCCAAACCUUUCAAAAGAUAUCUCCGGGAAGGCCUCAUACUUUCAGACAGCUACUUCGCUGAUGAUUGGAGUCGGGAACCUUUUCUGGGUUCCGUUGGCUACAAAAUACGGCAAGAGGCCGGUAUAUAUUGCCUCAUUCCUCCUCCUCACUGUAUGCUCUGUUUGGUGUGGUGUGGCAAAGAGUUUCGAGAGUGAGCUGGCUGCCAGAAUCAUUCUGGGUACCGCUUGCGGGGCUCCGGAGAUUAUAGCACCUCUCACCUUGGCCGAUAUAUUCUUUCUCCAUCAGCGGGGAACUAUGAUGGUGAUCUAUACAUGUGCCCUGUCCUGUGGUGUCGGUGCUGGAGUGGUCAUAUCAGGCCUAAUCACCAUGCACAAUAGCUGGCGCGCAAUUUACUGGCUUUCCACCGCGCUUCUUGGUGUCGUCACUAUUUUGGUCAUAUUUACAUUCCCUGAAACAAGUUAUAUCCGGGAGCCGGUGGUCGAUCAAGUCGAAGGAGUUGAAAAAAAUGCAAAGCUCCGCGCGGGCCAUACCGAAGAGGUAGACGUGGUGGUACCGCCGAAGCGAAGCUUCACACAGAACCUACGUAUAUUUUCUACAACGUACACACAUGAGUCAUUUUUUGUGCUGGCUAUGCGGCCAGUCAUUGCUAUCACUCUCCCAACGGUGCUCUGGGCCACGCUAAUCAGCUGUCACCAUCGGGAUGAGAACUCCCGAAAUGCGGCUACCUGCACUUGCAUCAACUUCACGACCGUCCAGGCAACUAAUAUUGCCAUCGUAUAUAUUGUGGACUCAUAUCGUCCAAUUGCCGGCGAGGUCAUCGUCACUCAGUCUGUGUUCAAAGCUCUAUUCGGAUUCUUGCUCAGCUUUUAUGUUGAUCAGUGGAUUGAUGAGUCUGGAUACAUUCAUGUUUUCGGUACCCUGGCGGGUCUAUCUGCCGCUGUGUUUAUCUGCGUUUUCCCGUUCUACUACUGUGGAUACCAGCUUCGGCAUGCGACGUGGCAAUGGGGAUUCAUUAAAAAGCUACUUCACUGGGAUGUAGAUCGCGAGGUAGGGGAGUGA